CGCGAGCGGGCUGAUUCACUCAGUUUGCGCACGCCGAGCGCGGAGAGGAGCCGAGGGCAUGAGUCAGCGUGUGCGCACUGAGCGGCUGUGCGUCCGUGCUGCGCUCGCGUAUUUGCGUGUCGGCGGAACCGGAGCUCCGUGGACGAGUUAAAGCGGCCGCAGCGGCCGGCGCGCCUUGAACCGGACCGCGGGACCGCGCUGUGCACCUGAGGCGCACGAGGACGUCGUUUGCAUGAAACCGUGGCCAGAUCAAAGCAGUGGACGCAGCCACGCUCCAUUCAAAGGCCUCCGCUGGAAGACGAGCGGAGCUCCUGAAGAGGAGCAGCCGAAGCCCAGCGCCGCCUCCGGGCUCCGCCUCAAACGCGCCAUGUCUCUCGGCACCUUCCACCUCAUGCAGACGCUGAAGAACUCGCCGGCGGCGCUGCGCCGCCGCUUCCGCCGCGACCGCACCGAGUCCCUGUCCCACGGCGACCCCCUCUUCAAGGUCCACUACCUGGGCACGGAGAAGAUCUUCUCGCUGGACCGGGAGCAGGCGCAGGACGCCAUCGGCCGCCUGCUGGACGGCGUGGCCGGCGGCAGGAAGCUGAGCAAGGACCACGCCCUGGUGGUGCGGCCGCGCUACGUGGAGGUGAAGGAGCUGAGCACCGGGCGCCAGCUCACCAAGACCUACCUGCAGGACAUCGCGUACUGCGCCGCCGACGCCAGCCGGCCCAACGUCUUCCUCUACAUCUGCAAGCACCACGGGCAGCAGCUGCAGUGCCGCGUGUUCUGGUGCAGCCGGGCGGAGCGGGCGCGGGACAUGACGGCGUGCCUGGCGCGCUCCUUCCAGCGGGCGCUGAGCGACUGGCAGCAGGGCGGCGCGGCGCCCGCGGGCGCCCCCAGGCGCGCGGACGAGGCGCCCGGCUCCGCCGCCGCCGCCAAGAGCUGCACGCUGCCGGCUAGCCUCGGAAAAGUGCGCUGGAAGAAGAGGGGCUCGGUGUCUCGCAGCCCCCUCAGGGCCAUCACCAGGAGAGGAUCGGCCUCCGGCGGCUGGAACUGAGCCCCGGCGUCCUCAACGGGGGGGGGAACGAGGGAUGGAACCGGGUGGUGGAUGGACCCAUACAUGGACACUGUGAGGACGCUGGCGUAAUCUGUGCGAGCCCCGACUCGAAGGUUUAUGACGGCAGAGUCUGAGCGAGCUCCGCCCGCUCAGGCAUCAACAGGCCGUGACUGUCGCUGAGUCACAGGAGGAAGUGACCUCACUUGUUGGGUUCUUUUUGAUGAUGAACCCGCUGAGGAGCUCGUUCUGCUGUGAAGACGCGAGUCGGCAGUGAUGCAGCCAGAACCGGAUCGACAGGAGCCGGUGGUUCAACACGUUCCCGUCUUUAUUUUGCUACAGACAAAAGAGUCGCCGACCUGUCCUCCACGUUCAACCCGUCCACUUUGACCCUGAUAAAUCAGUCUACACUCGUCGUUUGCAUCUGGAAAGCUUUUCCAAUAAAGCCGACGAGGUCGUCCGACGCUCUGCAAACAAACGCUGCUCUGAUGACUUGCUUGCUUGUGUGUGGCACAAACGCUGAGGUGUGACCCGCGGGUUUGUUGGGUUCGAACACUGGGACCUCUGUGUUCCUGUGUGGGGCACCUGCAUUCCAAAGGGGGGUCUGAGACCCAGAGACUUCUUGAAAGCCCGUGACUUGGCUCAUUUCUCCCCAGUCGGCGCCACCGUGUGCCAUAAAGGGGCCCGACUGCUUCGGAGCGUUGAAAGCGAAAGUUGUCGGCGUGUUGUUGCGUGAACCGUCGCACAACUCGCGCCCACCGCGGCGCUUUGUGUCCAAAGUUUACAAUGAAGGGACUCUGGACCCUGAGGCUGCCGUGCACCCGGCCUCUCGCUCAUGACCAAAACUAAGCUAGGGGAAGGUGGCGGCGUUUUGGUGCCACUCGUGUUUUUUUUUAUCAGUUUUAACGUUUUAUAUUCUGACGUAUCUUUUAACAAACGGCACGGCCCUCACCUCUGCAGGGGUGGAAGUGCCCGCUUUAAGCUUUAUUUUGUCUGUUGUACAUAUUUAAUUAAAUAUUAAAGCUUUUUAUAUAACA
Molecule: messenger RNA, 2073 nt
Organism: Betta splendens (Siamese fighting fish)
Lineage: Eukaryota; Metazoa; Chordata; Actinopteri; Anabantiformes; Osphronemidae
Exons: 3
Coding region: 233-1039 (268 amino acids)
Source: RefSeq, a predicted model, not a curated record